CGCACGGCGAGUGGCGCACGGCGAGGCGCGGAGACGGGGGCGCACGGCGAGGGGCGCACGAAGCUCCCCAUGUGAGAUGGCUCCUUGGCCCCAGAUCAACGCCACCUCCUGGGAGGACGCAGCCGCCAACUGCACGGGUGCCGCCAGCCUGAGCCGGCAGUGGGCCAUCGGGGCCGCCCUGAGCCUCACGGUGCUGGUGACCGCGGCCGGCAACCUGCUGGUGAUCCUCGCCAUCGCCAAGACACCGCGCCUGCAGACCAUGACCAACGUGUUCGUCACCUCGCUGGCCAGCGCUGACCUCAUCAUGGGCUUGCUGGUGGUGCCGCCAGGGGCCACCAUCGUGCUGAGCGGCCGCUGGCCCUACGGCACCCUGGUGUGUGAGCUGUGGACCUCGCUGGACGUGCUGUGCGUCACAGCCAGCAUCGAGACCCUGUGUGCCAUUGCCGUGGACAGGUACCUGGCCAUUACUUCGCCACUGCAGUACCAGAUGCUGGUGACCAAGGGCAGGGCGCGGGCUGUGGUGUGCCUGGUCUGGGCCAUCUCUGCCUUCAUCUCCUUCCUGCCCAUCAUGAACCACUGGUGGCGGGACGGGGCCGAUGAGGAUGCGCUGAACUGCUACCAGAACCCGAGCUGUUGUGAUUUCGUCACCAACAUGCCCUACGCCAUCGUCUCCUCCAUCAUCUCUUUCUACGUGCCACUGCUGGUCAUGAUCUUCGUCUACGCCCGUGUCUUCGCCGUGGCCACCCGGCAGAUCCGGCUCGUCGAGCGGGACAAGGUCCGCUUCCUCCAGGAGCCCCCCAGCCCCAGCAGCAAGGGCCCUAGGGGCACUCGCUGGAGGAGACCCUCCCGGCUGCUGGUCAUAAAGGAACACAAGGCGCUUAAGACCCUGGGCAUCAUCAUGGGCACCUUCACCCUCUGCUGGCUGCCCUUCUUCGUGGCCAACAUUGUCAAGGUCUUCUACAGGUCCCUCAUCCCCGGCCAGGUCUUCCUCUUCCUCAACUGGCUGGGCUACGUCAACUCGGCCUUCAACCCCAUCAUCUACUGCCGCAGCCCCGACUUCAGGAGCGCCUUCAAGAGGCUACUGUGCUGCCCCCGGUGCGCGGACCGCAGGCUGCAUGCCGUCUCCAGGGACCUCAGCCGGUGCCCGUGCGCCUUCACUUCUCAGGGAUCCUCCCCGGGAGACAGCAAGCCCGUGGUACUGGGGCAGCCCCCCGGGCAGGAAGAGGAUGGGGGAACCAGCAGCAGCAGCAGCCGCUCCAGCAGCAGGAGUGGGGAAAACAUCCUCUCCUACCUCCAUAGCAAUGGGAACGGCCAUGCCCAGCGCCCCCUGUGGGAGAUGCAGCUGCAGGGCACCCAGACCACUCUGUGUCUACAGAUGGAAGAAUUUACCUGCACUGAAGCUCCUUGAGCAGCUUGAAAGGGAAGGAAGAAGAGAAGGAAGGAUGUGUCAAAGCCCCUCUCCUGGGCCGUUGCUCUCGGUUUGUGUGUCGGCUCCUACCCCCCCCAAAGAUGAAGACGCGCAGCCCCCUAGUCUUUUUACUUUUGAGGUUCACUCAGGUAUUUUGAACGUCCGUCCCUUCAUUUCCUGCCUGCUUUCCAGGCUUGGACACUGCAUAGAGGAAAUUGGACCUGAAAGACACGUGUGACAUAGGGGAGGCGUCUUUGGAACCGGUCUUCCCUGUACACAUGGCAAACGGGCAGGAAAGAGGUGGUCUCCCGCUGUCGUUAGUUAUUUCCAGCAAGAGCCCCUGACAGACGUUGGACUGAUUCCCAGGUGCCGGCGGCUGCGCCUAGAGAGGUUACUGUGACUUCGCCAUCUCUUGUGAUGGCUGGCUAGAGUCAGGGCUAGAAGGAGCCCCCGCGCCUGGAGAUGGGACGUUGGACUCAAGACGAGAGACCUCCCUCCCCGAGGCUAGGCAGCUGAAUUUGAGUACUGCUCGGGACACGGGUUACAUGAGGAACUGACCGAGCUCCCGGGGACCAGCGUGUGUAAUCAGCCUCCAGAGAGGCUCCAAGGGAAGGAGACGCUUCCUGUAUCGACAGCAAGAGAAUUCCUACCUCAGAAGCAGCGAGUCGGAAUGCAGCUGGAGUCUGAAUCUGGGAGCCAGACCUGGAUUCCCUUCGAAAGGGGCCCUGGCAGGGCGGGGGCUUCAGCAGACCCCUUUGUGCUGCCGU
Pelodiscus sinensis (Chinese soft-shelled turtle) is the source of this 2175-nucleotide messenger RNA. It is a transcript of the gene ADRB3, whose product is annotated as adrenoceptor beta 3. Gene Ontology annotation, cellular component: plasma membrane. NCBI's taxonomy places the organism in Eukaryota, Metazoa, Chordata, Testudines, Trionychidae. The record is from RefSeq and is a predicted model, not a curated record. Gene Ontology annotation, molecular function: epinephrine binding; beta3-adrenergic receptor activity. Gene Ontology annotation, biological process: positive regulation of MAPK cascade; adenylate cyclase-activating adrenergic receptor signaling pathway; norepinephrine-epinephrine-mediated vasodilation involved in regulation of systemic arterial blood pressure.